This is a messenger RNA of Brassica rapa (field mustard), 941 nucleotides long. RefSeq names its product Golgi apparatus membrane protein-like protein ECHIDNA. The record is from RefSeq and is a predicted model, not a curated record. NCBI's taxonomy places the organism in Eukaryota, Viridiplantae, Streptophyta, Magnoliopsida, Brassicales, Brassicaceae. Gene Ontology annotation, cellular component: Golgi membrane. Gene Ontology annotation, biological process: vesicle-mediated transport; protein secretion.
AUGGAUUAGAAUUAAAACGCUAAGAAAACACGCGCAAGAGUUUGAAGAUCUGGAGAAAAAAUUUCUGGGAAAAUUCUGUGUUUCUCGGAGGGAAGAUCCGUAUAUUCCAUAUCCGAAAGGUGUUUCGUUAUUCUUCUGAUCGGCGUCGGGUUGAUCCAGUUGGAUAAUUCGAAAGAUGGAUCCUAACCAGGCACCAGUUGAAAACUAUGCGAAUCCGAAGACGUGUCUCUUCCAUGUUCUCUUCAAGGGUGCUGCGUUGGCGUUUUACAUUCUAUCGGCUCUCUUCUUCAACAGCUUUGUAAUCAUCUUUGUGGUGACUGUUCUUCUUGCGGCGCUUGACUUCUGGGUGGUUAAGAAUGUGAGUGGGCGUAUACUUGUUGGUCUCAGGUGGUGGAACGAGAUCAAUGACUUGGGUGAAAGUGUCUGGAAGUUUGAGUCUCUUGACCAGGAGUCGUUGGCUCGGAUGAACAAGAAAGACUCGUGGCUUUUCUGGUGGACGCUUUACCUUGCAGCAGCUGCGUGGUUAGUCCUUGGGAUAUUUUCACUGAUAAGGUUUCAGGCUGACUAUCUGCUCGUUGUCGGCGUUUGCUUGUCCCUCAACGUGGCUAAUAUCAUCGGCUUCACAAAGUGCAAGAAAGAUGCAAAGAAACAGUUUCAGCAGUUUGCCUCACAGACAAUCGCAUCACGGUUCCAAUCCACGGUACAAUCUGCCUUCACCCUUGUCUGAAAAGAAGAAAAGGUUUGGUGAGAGCAGAGACAGUGUACAAAGAAGAUUUGCCAUAAGCAAACAACAUGUUUUUUGACUGAUUCGUUUUCUCAAUAUACUAUUUUGUAAGGGAUUAAGAAAGAGAUUUAUUAUAUUAUGUCUUCUUACAUGUAUUUUCAUUUUCGACUUACCUUGUUUAAGAAACUUUUUGAGGUUGUAAAACAUUUUGAAAAGA